AGAGAGCAUCCUUUUUUUUUUUUUUUUUCACCCCUUCCCCUCCCUCUUACGCGGCUGCGCGGUCGACGAGCGCGCUUCCCCGGGAGGGAGGAAGAAGCAGGACGAGCUCUGGAGUCGAGGACUUGCAUUUUAAGCAAAAAAAAAAGAAAAAAAACGGGAGAAGAGGAGAAGAAGAAGAAGAAGAAGAGUGUCAGAGUCGCCAGAGAGCGAGGAGACAUCGCACAUUCCUCUCACGUCUUCAUCUCUCCUCUUCCUCCUCUCGCCACCGGGAGAGGAGAGGGUGAGGAGAGCAGGAGAUGGGGAACGAGGAGGAAUCCAAACUAUUGCUUCUCAUUCCUCCCGAUGCUUCCCAGCUGCAGCGCCAGCCUGAGCCCGGCAUCGGACAGUGAGCAGGACGCAGCGGGCCACGACGGAACACGACGCAGGAGGAUAUGUGAAGUUGGAACCCCUCUAAACUAACGCUGUGAAGCGGCUCUCUUCCCGGAGCCCGGACUUCACCCACCUGGCGUCGGCGAGGAUGCUGUGGGUUACCCUGCUGAGCACCAUAGCCUUAGGAUGGACCACCCCCGUCCCGCUGCUGGAGGACUCGGAGGAGAUGGACGAGCCGUGCUUCGAGCCGUGCUACUGCGAGGUGAAGGAGGGCGUCUUCCACGUGCACUGCGACAGCAAGGGAUUUACAAACGUGAGCCAGAUCGCUCAGAUAUGGAGCCGGCCGUUCAAGCUCAACCUGCAGAGGAACUCGAUGCGGAAGCUCUACUUCAACAGCUUCCUCCAUCUCAACAACGCCAUAUCCAUCAAUCUGGGCAAUAACGCCUUGCAAGACAUCCACGCCGGAGCGUUCAACGGCCUGGGAAUACUCAAACGGCUUUUCCUACACGAGAACAAGCUGGAGAUUUUCCGGAACGACACCUUCCUGGGGCUGGAGAGUCUCGAGUAUCUCCAGGCAGACUACAACGUCAUUAAAAGGAUUGAGAGCGGCGCUUUCAGGCACCUGCACAAAUUGAGAGUGCUUAUACUGAAUGACAAUCUGAUCCCCGUGCUGCCGAAUUAUCUCUUCCGGUCCGUAUCGCUAACACAUUUGGACCUGAGGGGCAACAGGCUGAAGACCCUGCCCUAUAAAGGGACGCUGGAGUACGUCGGGCGGAGCCUGAUGGAAAUCCAGCUGGAGGAGAACCCUUGGAACUGCGUGUGCGAGAUCGUCCAGCUGAAGACGUGGCUGGAGAGGAUCCCCUACACGGCCCUGGUGGGCGAGAUCACCUGCGAGUACCCCUUCCAUUUACACGGGAAGGACCUCCGGGAGAUCAAGCGCAGCGAGCUCUGCCCCCUGCUCUCCGACUCUGAGAUCGAGGCCAAGUUGGGGAUCCCUCGCAUUCCGUUCAGCAACGAGAACACGUGGCCGACCAAGCCGUCCUCCAUGCUCUCCUCCUUUCACAACACGGCGUCCUCCGCCAUGAAGCCCACCAAAAGACCUCGGCCCACGAGAACCCCCCCCACCCCUCGUAGCAUUUACCCAGGCGUCAACCAGCCCCCCAUCGCCGGCUACCAGACGAGACCUCCGAUACCGAUCAUCUGUCCGGUCGGUUGUCUUUGCAACCUCCACAUUAACGACUUGGGUCUGACGGUGAACUGUAAGGAAAAGGGCUUCCACAACAUCUCCGACUUGCUGCCACGCCCUCUCAAUGCCAAGAAACUGUAUCUCAGCGGGAACCUGAUACAGAAAAUCUAUCGUUCGGAUUUCGAGAACUUCUCAAGUUUGGAUUUACUUCACCUCGGCAACAACCGGAUCUCUUACGUGCAGGAGGGCGCUUUCAUCAACUUGCCGAACUUAAAAAGUUUAUACCUGAACGGGAACGACAUCGAGAGGCUCACACCUGGGAUGUUCCGAGGACUCCAGAUGUUGAGUUAUCUGUACUUUGAGUACAACGUCAUACGUGAAAUCCAGCCCAACUCCUUCUCCUUGAUGCCCAAUCUGCAGCUGGUUUUCCUCAACGACAACCUUCUCCGCUCGCUCCCCGAUGACGUGUUCGCCGGCACCGACCUGGCCCGCCUCAACCUCCGCAACAAUUACUUCCUCUCUCUUGCCGUGCGCGGAGUCCUGGAGCAUCUGAUCUCCAUAGUCCAGAUUGAUCUUCAUCAAAACCCCUGGGAGUGCUCCUGCGACACCGUCCCCCUCAAACAAUGCUGGAAAAAACUCUCCUCCGUCAUUGUGGUGGGAGACGUCAUCUGUAAGAGCCCGGAGUUUGCCAUCGGGAAGGAUUUGCGCUCACUGGGUGUGGAGGUCCUCUGUCCGGAACUUAAGUAUUCCGCAGGCCCCUUGCCGGCUCAACCUGGGGGGCAGGACCUGACCACAGGGAGUACGGGUAUGGGGGAGGCGGGCGGGCGAGACGCAGUGCCGCUGUCAGUCCUCAUCCUCAGCCUCCUCAUACUCUUCAUCUCUGCUGUGUUCGUGGCGGCCGGCCUGUUCGCCUUUGUUCUCCGCCGGAGGAAGAAAAUGCCCUUCAGGAAGCGAUCAGAGGUGGAUCUGACAGGGAUCCAGAUGCAGUGCAGGAUUUUCGAGGACGUGCCGAGGCAGAGCAGCGCCGGCAACACAAGCACACUGGAGAAGCCGACGCCCGGCUUGCAUACUCACACGCACACCAGUCACACGCAUUCCCACGGCCACGUUUAUGACUACAUCCCCCACCCCGUGACUCAGAUGUGCAACAACCCCAUCUACAAGCCCCGAGAGGGGGAGAUAGCGGCCACGGCGGAAAACCGAGGGGCAUUUUCAGCCAAGAAAGACAAUGGCGGCGGCAGGAGCGGCGGCAACUACCGCACCUUGUUCGAGAAAGAGCGAGAGUGGAGCCUGGCCGUCUCCAACUCUCAACUCAACACCAUCGUGGCGGUCAACCACACCGCGGCCGACCUGGCGGGGCUUCACGAGAACGGCGGGCUGUGCCCGACGGUCAUCGACAGCCAGAGGCCCACACCGACGGUGGGUUUCGUCGACUGCCUGUACGGGACGGCCCCCAAACUAAAGGACCGCACAGUGGCGCACGCACACCCGCCCGGCAUGCAGUACCCGGACUUGCAACAGGACGCUCGGCUGAAGGAGACGUUGCUUUUCGCGGCGGGGAAAGGCUGCUACCCCGACCCGUCCCAGAGCGACUACCUGGAGUUAAGGGCCAAACUUCAAACCAAGCCGGAUUACCUCGAAGUGCUGGAAAAAUCGUAUCGGUUUUAACAUCUCUUCAAAACGCCUCCGCCCCCCCUUGAAAAAACGAUAUCUGGAAAAAGCAGCAUGAAAUAAAAUAUAUUCCACUUUCAACAGUGCCGCCCGAAUCAUUACGGAGGAGAGGCUGAUCUCAGAUAUUUCAAAUCAAGUGCCUUUUUUUCCAGAGUAGCCAGCAAUGUCAGCAGCCGUUAUUUUUGUAACAUAAAUAUCUCUAUUUGCUGAGCGAGAGGGAGUUUGC
This is a messenger RNA of Entelurus aequoreus (snake pipefish), 3452 nucleotides long. Its product is annotated as SLIT and NTRK-like protein 3. Lineage: Eukaryota; Metazoa; Chordata; Actinopteri; Syngnathiformes; Syngnathidae. The record is from RefSeq and is a predicted model, not a curated record. Gene Ontology annotation, cellular component: postsynaptic density membrane; GABA-ergic synapse. Gene Ontology annotation, molecular function: protein binding. Gene Ontology annotation, biological process: axonogenesis; regulation of presynapse assembly; positive regulation of synapse assembly.